AUGCGAUGCUUCCUGAAGCGCUCCCUUACCGCUGCGCUUGCAGCCUCCUUCCUCCUCCUCUUCCUCCUCCUCCUCCACGGCGGCAGCCGGCAGGAUCCCAUCCAGGUGGAGCUUAGGGGCCUAGCCCCUGAUGCGGUCCUGCAGAUGCUGCAGCCGGAAGGAGCCCUCCGCAUCCUCAGGGACACAGAUGUCCUCUCUGUGCUCCACAAUGUCUCCUACCACCUCCUUGCUGGCACCCCAUCACCCCACAAAAAAUUCUUGGCAGUGGGAUUGGCGUCAGUGCGGCGGCCGCGUGGCUAAUACCUCCCUGCCACACUCCAGUCCCUCUUCAAGCAGUCGACGGAAGAGGAGCUGCAGGAGAUGGUGGUGGUGGUGCACCUGGCUGACACAGAUCCCAGAUGGAACAUGCAUGUGGCCGCUGACAUUGCCCACAAGUUUGCUCAUCACAUCCUCCUGGGCCGGCUCCUGCUUAUCCACGCUCCCCAUGAGUUCUACCCCACCCUGGAGGGCCUCAAGAGAAACUACAAUGACCCAGAGGAGCGGGUAAGGUUCAGGUCCAAGCAGAACGUGGACUAUGCCUUCCUCCUUGCCUUUGCUGCCAACCUCUCCUCCUACUACUUGAUGAUUGAGGAUGAUGUGUGGUGCGCCAAGUCCUUCUUGACAGCCAUCCGCAAGGCACUGGCUUCCCGGGAAGGCUCCAACUGGGCCACCCUUGAGUUCUCCAAGCUGGGCUACAUUGGUAAGCUCUACCGCUCCAGUGACCUUCCUCGCCUGGCUCGCUUCCUCCUCCUCUUCUACCAGGAGAUGCCCUGUGACUGGCUGCUGGUCCACUUCCGCCUCCUGCUCACCCAGAAGGACAUCAUCCGCUUCAAGCCCUCCCUCUUCCAGCACAUGGGCCUCUACUCCUCCUUCCAGGGCACAGUCAACCGGCUGGAGGACGAUGAGUUUGAGGCCAAUGCCUUGGACCUUCCAGAUAACCCACCGGCAGUCUUGUUCACCAGCAUGUCCGUCUUUGAGAACUAUGAGCCCCUCAAAGCUUACAGUACAGCAGAGGGGUAUUUUUGGGGGAAAAACCCAGUAGCUGGCAGCGUCUUCUCCAUUGUCUUCCAGCAGCCGGCCCGCGUCACCCAUGUCCGGGUGCGCACGGGGUCCAAGGAGCGCCAGGGUGAUUUCCUACACGCAGGGGUGCUGGAGCUGGGCUGGCGGCGGCGGGCUGACCAUCGGGACUGCUCUGCCUACACCACCAUGGGCGCCUUCGAGAAGGGGACCUUUGAGCGCUGGGGGCUGGAGAAGGCUGUGCCCAACCCCGUGGAGUGCGUGAGGAUCCGGGUAACCCGGGACCAGAGCGAGUGGCUCAUCAUCCAGAGCAUCGACAUCUGGACCAUGGCAGGCACCUGACCAGGAACAUGGCGGGUUGCCAAAGCGGUUGGACUUUGUACUGAGUUCCUUUAUUUUUUUUUUGGAUAAGGAAUUAA
Molecule: messenger RNA, 1475 nt
Organism: Balearica regulorum gibbericeps (East African grey crowned-crane)
Lineage: Eukaryota; Metazoa; Chordata; Aves; Gruiformes; Gruidae
Source: RefSeq, a predicted model, not a curated record